CGAAAUUAAACAUUAUUAUUAUUUGGUAUUGUAUACUUUGGUCAAAAUACAGACGAUCUUUUUGUAUGCCAAAUGAAAAUUUUUGUUGAGUUGGUGAAAUUGAUUUUUGAUAACCACUAGGGGAAGGCUUUGUUUGUUUUUUAUCUGUUCAACUAGUAACCUUACUACACAUUACUUAACAUUACUUUAUUAAUUUUGUGAAUGAGAAUUUAUUGUUUACUUUUCCUUUUAAUACUCCUUAAAAAUUAUUACAAAACACUUCGUGAUUGAUAAUGGCUCCUUCCCGUUCUAGAAGUCGAACUAGAAGGUCAAGUGACUCUUCUCCAGAUUCUAGAAAAAAUAAGCAUCGAGGGCAUUCCAGAUCCAAAAGUUCUUCAAGAAAUCAUGGUAGCAAAAAGGACGAAUCCAUAAACGAUAGACUGAAGAAAUUGGCUGAAAGUGGUUUCAUAAAACCUUGGGAUAAAGAUGAUGUUGAGAGGUUUAGGAAUCAGGCGAAAAAAAAGAAACAUAUCGAUCGAGAUGAGGAAUUCAUGAAUUAUAGGAGAGAGGAAAGGGAUAAGAUAACACUAUUUGGAGUGCCAGGAGUUUGGGGAAAGUCCCCUUUGCAUUCUACAGAAGAUUCUGAUGAAGAUGUCAAAAUGAAGGAGAUGGAAGAAGAAAAAUCUUCUGAUACUGAACCAGAAAAGAAGGCAAAAAAGAAAAAGAAAAGCAAAGACAAAAAAAAGAAACAUGACAAAGAAAAAAAGAAAAAGAAGAAAAGUAAGCAUAAGAAGAAAAAACAUAAGAAGCAUUCAAGUGGAAGUGAAUCAAGUGACUCCGAAGAAGAAUGGAUUGAAAAGAAUGGUGAGGAGGCAACAAUGACAGAGGAAGUAAUAGGACCAGUAAUCAAGAGUCAUGCAACAUUAUCCCAAAAAGAUUUUGGCAAAGCUCUACUUCCUGGUGAAGGAGCAGCAAUGGCCGCUUAUGUUGCUGAAGGAAAGAGAAUCCCUAGGAGAGGUGAAAUCGGUUUAACAUCGGAUCAGAUUGCAUCCUAUGAGUCUGUUGGUUAUGUGAUGAGCGGUAGCAGGCAUCGUCGUAUGGAAGCUGUCAGAUUGCGUAAAGAAAACCAGAUUUAUUCUGCUGAUGAGAAACGAGCUCUGGCUAUGUUUAGCAAAGAAGAGAGGCAGAAAAGAGAGAACAAGAUCUUGACACAAUUCAAAGAUAUGAUCUCCAGCAAAUUAUCUGGAGAAAAGAACAGUUGAUUUUACAUAAUAUUUUGUAGAUUUUCUUUUUCUUCCAAAUAAUAAUUAGCAUUUAAUUAAAUCAUUUAUUUUUAUCUGUAUUCAUUUGUACAUAAAUGUAAAUAGUCAAAGAUGUAAAUGUUAGAAAGAAUGUAUGAUUUGUAAAGUUUAUGAAUUCACAUUAAAUAUGUAAAUAUAAUUAUCAUAGAAUUGUUGUUUCUUGUUUUUUUGCACAGUGAAUAAAGGGAAAAAUAAGACUUUAGUAACAUGUA
Nezara viridula (southern green stink bug) is the source of this 1492-nucleotide messenger RNA. NCBI's taxonomy places the organism in Eukaryota, Metazoa, Arthropoda, Insecta, Hemiptera, Pentatomidae. The record is from the annotation of a GenBank genome assembly.